Messenger RNA from Panicum virgatum (switchgrass), 1443 nucleotides. Its product is annotated as peroxidase 2-like. The transcript is spliced from 4 exons. The record is from RefSeq and is a predicted model, not a curated record. Bases 288 to 1250 code for a protein of 320 amino acids. NCBI's taxonomy places the organism in Eukaryota, Viridiplantae, Streptophyta, Magnoliopsida, Poales, Poaceae. Gene Ontology annotation, molecular function: peroxidase activity; heme binding. Gene Ontology annotation, biological process: response to oxidative stress; hydrogen peroxide catabolic process.
AGCAGCCAUCGGCCCCCAUCGCCAUUGCCAACACGAAAUCAACUUGACAAGCUCCGGCGUGCGGACCAUGUCAAACGCGCCGCGCCAAUGAUGCUGCUCCGGCGAAAAGUCCCCGCGGUUACCAGUCGAGACAGGCUAUAAGUAUUGCGCCACCGGCCACUGCCCUCUCAUCCAUCUCUGCAACCUCUGUUUGCAACAGCCAAGCGUUCGAGCGGCAACCACAAUCGCUGAGCAUUUAGCAAGCAGCCAACCAUCCAGCGUCUCCAGUGAUCGGUCUUGCACGUACGAUGGCCUCUUCCUCCUGCUUCUCGCCGCUCGUGCUGCUGCUAGCGGCGCUCUGCGGGCUCCUGAUGCUCGCCUCGGCUCACGGCUACCCACCUAGCGCCGCCGGCUCCGCGCUGAGCUCCGCGUUCUACGACGCGUCGUGCCCCGGCGCCCACGACGUCGUCCGCCGCGUCAUCCAGGACGCGCGCGUCUCCGACCCCCGCAUCCCGGCCAGCCUCAUCCGCCUCCACUUCCAUGACUGCUUCGUCAACGGUUGCGACGGCUCGCUUCUGCUGGACGACGACCUCCCGGCGAUCCAGACCGAGAAGACCGUGCCCGCCAACGACAACUCGGCGCGCGGCUUUCCCGUCGUCGACGACAUGAAGGCCGCGCUCGAGCACGCGUGCCCCGGCAUCGUCUCCUGCGCCGACAUCCUUGCCCUCGCGGCGGAGAUCUCCGUCGAACUCGCUGGAGGGCCACGAUGGAGUGUGCUGCUCGGCCGGCGAGACGGCACGACGACCAACAUCGAGAGCGCCAGAAACCUGCCCAACUUCUUCGACCCCCUGGACGUCCUCCAGGAGAAGUUCAGGAACGUCAACCUGGACGACACUGACCUCGUCGCCCUCCAAGGAGCGCACACAUUCGUCAAAGUGCAGUGUCAGUUCACACGGCAGAACUGCACGGCCGGGCAACCUGAGGGCACACUGGAGAACCUGGACGAGGUCACACCCAACCUCUUCGACAACAAGUAUUACGGCAACCUGUUGGAAGGCCGCGCCCAGCUCCCCUCCGACCAGGUCAUGCUGUCCGGCCCUGCCGCGGCGCCGACGACUGCUCCCAUUGUUCAUCGGUUCGCAAGCAACCAGAAGGAUUUCUUCAGGAACUUCGCGGCGUCCAUGAUUAAGAUGGGCAACAUCGGCCCCCUAACAGGGAGGGAUGGAGAGAUUAGGAAACAUUGCCGGAGGGUCAAUGGCAAAGGCUACUGAAGACUCUGCUGGUUCAGUAUGAUGUGUUUCGUUUUUUCUUCAAUCAAUUGUGGUGAUUCAUGUGUAACUUUUUUAAUUUGUCAUUCUUUGUAAAUCUCUUUUUUUUUCCUUUCUGGAAAGCAAAUGUGAAAAUGUUUUCCGCCACUUGUAAGCUCAUUUCAACAAAGUUUUAUUUUGUUGGAGGCUAAAGCCA